This is a messenger RNA of Mercurialis annua (annual mercury), 1297 nucleotides long. RefSeq lists its product as uncharacterized. Bases 155 to 1048 code for a protein of 297 amino acids. The transcript has 8 exons. The record is from RefSeq and is a predicted model, not a curated record. NCBI's taxonomy places the organism in Eukaryota, Viridiplantae, Streptophyta, Magnoliopsida, Malpighiales, Euphorbiaceae.
CUUCGUCUCUGACAUAACAUAUAGUCACAAACAAUAUAAUUUUGAGCUGCCAGUGUUGUUUCCUCCCGCCGCCGCUGCCAGUGCUGUGCCUGUCCUUUCCGCCUUCCACUUCCAUAUUUUUCUCUCUUCUCCAGAUUCUCCAUAGUUGAAUACAAUGAAGAUCAGCAACACCGGGGAGAAUGUUUCCGUGAAUGAUAAUGACGAGACUGAACUUGCUGGAGAAACUGGGAGUUUACCGACAAAAGAUUUCGAUAAUUUGGAAUCAGAAGCAACACUGACCUCAACCAAAAAGGUAAAACGAAAGAAGAAACGAAUUGCAUCAGAAAUGGAGCAUUCAUCUGCAAGAGAUAUAGAUACUGAAAAUGGAGAGGCUAUGGAUGGAGUUCUUGUUGAAGAUGUGAAUGAGCCAACAAUGGGUGAGAAACUUGCAAGUUUAAAUUUACAAGAUAAUGAUAAAAUCAAAGACCAAGAAAAUCCAGAAUCAGGUCCUCUUGCAAAGCCACCAAGCGCCAACUCAGUUAACAUUCUUCUUAAGCAAGCAUUGCAUGCUGAAGAUCGUGUUCUUCUACUAGAUUGCUUGUAUGCCCAAGAUGAAAAGGUUAUUGCAAAUUCAAUUUCACAGCUUAAUCCAUCUGAUGUUCUCAAGCUUUUGCACUCGCUCCUCACGAUAAUUGACUCAAGGGGAGCAAUCUUGGCAUGUGCACUUCCAUGGCUAAAAAGUUUGCUUCUUCAGCAUGCCAGUGAAAUAAUGUCACAGGAGUCUGCUUUAGUUUCCUUGAACUCUCUAUAUCAGCUUAUCGAGUCUAGAGUCUCAACUUUCCAGUCAGCAUUGCAACUAUCGACUUGCUUGGACUUUCUCUAUACAGAGGUUGUUGAUGAUAUGUCAGAAGAAAAUGAAACAAUUGUUCCAGUAAUUUUUGAGGACAACGACGAAAGUGAGGAUGAUGAAUCUGAAGAGGCCAUGGAUACCGAUCAAGAUAGUGAAGAAGAAGCACCUUUGGGUGGAAUUAGUGAUCUUGAAGAAGGUGACGAAGACAUUAACGAAUGAUUAUUAUCGAAACAAUCGGUAAAAUGCUUUAAUAUAUGUAUGAUAGUGUCCUAAUUAUAAGGCAGGCUCAACAUUCUGUCUUAUAAAUGUGAAGGGCAUGCACAUUGAUGUGCAGAUUUUGAUGACAACCCUUGUUUCUGCUGAUCAAUGCUCUAGUAGAACACCAACUUUACUACAUGCAGCUGUUGUAGAUUUUAUAUCCUUUCAUUUGGUUGUGCUGAGUAAUUUGAUAAGCAAAAUUUUAGCUCU